Priceomyces carsonii is the source of this 771-nucleotide messenger RNA. RefSeq lists its product as uncharacterized. The transcript has a single exon. Lineage: Eukaryota; Fungi; Ascomycota; Pichiomycetes; Serinales; Debaryomycetaceae. The coding region runs from base 1 to 771 and encodes 256 amino acids. The record is from RefSeq and is a predicted model, not a curated record.
AUGAGCUCAUUUCUACUACCACCAGUAUCUUAUCAGCAGCAGCAAAAGCUCAAGCUGCGAAUGAAGAAGAAACAAUCCCUGAAUCACAACAGGCAAUUCAAUUCAUCAGAAUCAAAGGGUUCUUCAGCUGCUUACUCUUUUAGCUCGACUGGCUCGACGCUAGAGAAUGAAAAUAACUCAAGACGCAGCUCAGUUGUUUCUCAACUGAAUAGAAGGAACACAGUUUUUAGUUCUAAUGAAAACUUACCAUUGUUGGAGGAGACAGCUUCUUUGACUAGUCAUAGCCAAACUAACUCUUUACUCAGUGAAGGACCAGACCCCGAAGAGAAAAAAGAAACCACUGAUUGUGAUACUCAUAAAGAAACUAAAAUAUCUACGUUUAAUUACUCAUCUUAUUCCGACAUGAACGAAAUAGCAACAUUCAAUAAGCUUCAAAAAAAACUGAACCACCGCCACCAUCAACGUCAACAGUCCAGCCACCAUAAGGGAUAUUCCUCUAAUAGCGUGAUAGACAUGAGAUCAAGAAAGUCUUCAAUAACAGGUAUACCAGUGAUGGAUGAACAAUUAGAUUAUUUAAUGAAACCGCAACAAAGCAAUUUUGAAGAUGAUGAACACGGUGACACACAACUGAUCUAUGCUGAAACCAUUUCUGACGUAAGCUCCAUAUUUUCAACAAGAGUUAAGAGGAGCCACAAACCUGAGUCACAUAAGAGUACUAGAGAAUCCAAUAAGAACCAACUUUUAAGAAAGUUCAAACAUUCUUUCAAAUAG